Molecule: messenger RNA, 387 nt
Organism: Colletotrichum graminicola M1.001
Lineage: Eukaryota; Fungi; Ascomycota; Sordariomycetes; Glomerellales; Glomerellaceae
Exons: 2
Coding region: 1-387 (128 amino acids)
Biological process (GO): regulation of DNA-templated transcription
Molecular function (GO): RNA polymerase II cis-regulatory region sequence-specific DNA binding; DNA-binding transcription factor activity, RNA polymerase II-specific
Source: RefSeq, a predicted model, not a curated record
AUGGUUGCGGAAGAAGUUUUGCUUGAUUCUGAGGCCUUUUGUAGUUUAUCAUUGACCCAUAAAGUCGGGACAAACUCAAAUAUAGGUUUUCAGGAGAGGAAAGACGGUCCCCAACGCCGGGUACAAGGACCAUAUGCCUGCGAGAUAUGCAAUAAGUGUUACAACAAAAAGCACGAGCUAAACAGGCAUAUGAAACACCAUAUCAAGCCGGAGGUGUGCAAGUCGAAAGGUUGCGGACAUCGAUGCGCCGACCCGAGUGACUUGGAUCGACACGAACAGGUUUAUCAUUCUUCCGAAAAACGCCGAUUCAAGUGUAAUAAGUGUCCCAAGGGCUUCACACGAUCGGACAAUUUAACGCGCCAUCGGAAGAACUCAUGUAAACGCUGA